AUGUUACCUUUCGGUGGGCCUCCAGCAUUCUCUCCUUUGAUGAAUAUAUCAUCAAAUGCUGCUGCAGCAGCAUCGCAGGCGACUUAUUUACAGCAGCAAGUUAUCAUGCCACCAUUGCAGAGAAUACCGAUGAUGGCCGUGAGCACAGCACCAGCAUCACUACAACUUCCCCAAGUAUCAGUGGCUUCACCCGCGACUACACCCCGACCAAUGCUUGUUCCACCUCAGAUGCAGAUGGAAAUAGCUGCUGCAGCACAAUCACCUCGCACGUCUUCCAUUGGUACUACUAGUGAUAUUUGGUCAGAGCACACAGCAUCUGAUGGACGUGUAUAUUAUUAUAAUAAAGUAACAAAGCAGUCUUCAUGGCAGAAACCGGAUGAGUUAAAAAGUCCCGAGGAGAAAAAAUUAGCUGCUGCAAAGCUGUGGCGUGAGUACAAAACACCGGAAGGACGACCUUAUUAUUAUAAUAUCGAAACUAAGGAGACCACUUGGAUUUGUCCAAAAGAUUUCGAUCCUGCAGUUGUGACAAAAGUAAAAAAUGGCGUGGAAUUAAAAGGGAGUGAUACAUCGAAAAUAGAACCACAGGGUAGCGGAGAAUCUGAAUUGGAAAAAGCAAUGCUGGCGACACUGAAAUCACUCGAACAACCUAAUGAGCAAGCAGGAAGUACAAAAGAAGCAGAUGCGGAAGAUGGAAAAGAAGAGAAAGAUCUAAAACAGAAGCAAAGUGAUAAAUUCCGAGAUCUGCUACGAGAUAAGUACAAUGAGGGGAAGAUAUCAUCUACCAGUUCAUGGGAACAAGCAAUGAGAUACAUUCAGCAUGAUCCCAGAUUUCGAAUUUUAAAUAAAGUGAGCGAAAAAAAGCAGUUGUUCAAUGCAUGGAAAGUGCAGAGGCAAAAAGAAGAAAGGGUAUGUCUUAGUUUUUUUCCAGUAUUGAAUUUCAAGGAAUUACGAUUCGUGAUUUCCAUUUGGUCACAGUGGCACGUGACUACUAUUUUGGAAGCUUGGGUUUCUACAAAGUUACAUUCUAGGGUGAAAUGA
Molecule: messenger RNA, 1038 nt
Organism: Acanthocheilonema viteae
Lineage: Eukaryota; Metazoa; Nematoda; Chromadorea; Rhabditida; Onchocercidae
Source: the annotation of a GenBank genome assembly